CCCUUCUCCUCCUCUGUUUUCCAUCUUAUUCUCGUGGUGGUUGUUGUUGUUAUGGUGGUAUCCAUUAUUAUUAAUGACAACGAAUACGGAAGCACGACCAAGCUUUGGGAAUAUUGGGGUUUCUUCUCUGGUGACGGAACAGAUGUUCAACGCCAUCUUUCUCCACAAGGAUAACAAUGCCUGCCCUGCCAAGGACUUCUACACUUACCACUCUUUUAUCCAAGCCACCGCCUGCUUCCCUAGCUUCGGCAACGCUGCCUGUUUAUCUACUCGAAAGCGUGAAAUCGCUGCUUUUCUCGCUCAAAUCUCACAUGAGACCACAGGAGGAUGGGCCACAGCACCUGAUGGGCCAUAUGCGUGGGGCUUGUGCUUUAAGGAGGAAGUGAGCCCACAGAGCGAUUACUGUGACUCUACCAACAAGGAAUGGCCUUGCUAUCCUGCCAAAUCUUACAAAGGCCGAGGACCCAUUCAGCUCUCCUGGAAUUACAACUAUGGACCGGCGGGGAAGGCGUUGGGCUUCGACGGUCUGAGGAACCCGGAGUUAGUAUCAAACAACUCCCUGACGGCUUUCAAGACGGCUCUCUGGUUCUGGAUGACGGCCCAGCCACCAAAGCCCUCUUGCCACGAUGUCAUGGUCGGACGUUAUGUCCUAACCUCCGUUGACUUGGAUGCCAAUCGUACGGUGGGCUUCGGCCUCGUCACUAAUAUAAUCAAUGGUGGACUUGAGUGCGGUAGGCCAGACGAUGCACGCGUCAACGACCGCAUUGGUUAUUUCCAGCGAUACGUCAAGCUCUUCAACGUCGACACUGGUCCGAACUUGGAUUGCUCCUAUCAGAAAUCCUUUGCUUAAUUAAUUU
Messenger RNA from Telopea speciosissima, 857 nucleotides. RefSeq names its product chitinase 10-like. The transcript has 3 exons. Gene Ontology annotation, molecular function: chitinase activity. Lineage: Eukaryota; Viridiplantae; Streptophyta; Magnoliopsida; Proteales; Proteaceae. Bases 74 to 850 code for a protein of 258 amino acids. Gene Ontology annotation, biological process: carbohydrate metabolic process; cell wall macromolecule catabolic process; chitin catabolic process. The record is from RefSeq and is a predicted model, not a curated record.